Chinchilla lanigera (long-tailed chinchilla) is the source of this 972-nucleotide messenger RNA. RefSeq names its product olfactory receptor 51S1. The transcript has a single exon. NCBI's taxonomy places the organism in Eukaryota, Metazoa, Chordata, Mammalia, Rodentia, Chinchillidae. Gene Ontology annotation, biological process: G protein-coupled receptor signaling pathway. Gene Ontology annotation, cellular component: membrane. Bases 1 to 972 code for a protein of 323 amino acids. Gene Ontology annotation, molecular function: G protein-coupled receptor activity; olfactory receptor activity. The record is from RefSeq and is a predicted model, not a curated record.
AUGUCAACACUGCUUACCCAGUCAGAUCCCAACAGCAGCACCACAAUGGCUCCCACCUUCCUGCUGGCGGGCAUGCCAGGCCUAUCGGCUGCACCGUCCUGGUGGACAAUACCUCUCAUCGCUGUCUAUCUCCUCUCUGCUCUGGGCAAUGGCACUAUCCUUUGGAUCAUUGCCCUGGAGCCCACGCUACAUCGUCCAAUGCAUUUCUUCCUCUUCCUGCUCAGUAUAUCUGAUGUUGGUUUGACCACGGCCCUAAUGCCCACCUUGCUGGGCCUGGCGCUUGCUAACGUUCACGCUAUUCCUGCCUCAGCCUGCCUUUUACAGAUGUUCUUUGUCCAUGUCUUUUCUGUCAUGGAGUCCUCUGUCUUGCUGGCCAUGGCCUUUGAUCGGGCACUGGCCAUCUGCCGCCCACUCCGCUACCCAGCCAUCCUCACCAAUGGUGUCGUCAGCAGGAUCAGUUUGGCCAUUGCUUUCCGGUGCCUGGGUGUCCACCUGCCCUUGCCCUUUCUCCUGGCCCACAUGCCAUACUGCCACCCACAGAUCCUGACUCAUUCUUAUUGCCUGCAUCCAGAUAUGGCCCGUCUGGCUUGCCCAGGAGCUUGGAGUACAUUCUACAGUCUCAUAGUGGUCCUGUCAGCUAUGGCUUUAGACCCCCUGCUUAUUUUCUUCUCCUACAGCCUGAUCGGAAGGGUGCUGCGCAGUGUGGCGUCCAGUGAGGACCGCUGGAAGGCUGCCCAGACCUGUGCCGCUCACCUCUCUGCUGUGUUCUUCUUCUACGUCCCUAUGAUUCUCUUGGCCUUGGUAAACUGGCUCAAGCUGCCGCUCCCUCAGCCUGCACACACUCUUCUCUCCUAUGUCCACUUCCUGCUCCCCUCCCUGAUAAACCCAAUCCUCUAUAGUGUCAAGGUGAAGGAGAUUAGAGAGAAAAUACUCAAGCGGCUACAGCGCAGGAGGGUGAGGUGUGCUCAGUGA